Molecule: messenger RNA, 1623 nt
Organism: Arctia plantaginis
Lineage: Eukaryota; Metazoa; Arthropoda; Insecta; Lepidoptera; Erebidae
Source: the annotation of a GenBank genome assembly
AUGGCUUUAUCGAGUAUUAUGAGCAGUUUUUGGAAUGACUUUCUGAAGGUGGCUGCGAAUCAUCCGUUUGAUUCGAUGCCCGCCGAUUUGCUGUCUCCUUUGGAUCUGAAUAGUGAUGAGAAAAUAUUCCCCAAUGUGCCGGCCGCGCCUGGCAUGCCCUGCGCUGGUGAAGAUAAGUUAACAGUAUACUAUUCGAUACCAUGCCCCUACACUCAAAUGUCCUGCACUUUAUCUUUAGCCAAGUGUUUAACAGGAAGUAUAUACAGAAGAGGUGCCCGACGGUGGCGAAAAUUAUACCGCGUCAAUGGACAUAUUUUCCAAGCUAAACGGUUUAAUAGACGCGCCUUCUGUGCCUUCUGCCAAGACCGCAUCUGGGGCCUCGGGCGACAAGGCUUCAAGUGUAUCCAAUGCAAGCUAUUGGUGCAUAAAAAGUGUCACAAGCUUGUCCAGAAGCCCUGCUCCAACGAGCAUGUCGACCCCAUCGAGGUUAAAGACGACGCUAAUGGAGAAAGCACCUUGGGACGAGCGUCGUCUGUCAGAUCUCGGGCGGAGGUGGAGCCCCCACUACCGGAGACGCCCCCGGCGCCUGCGCCCGCUCCCCCUGCUCGGCCCGAGGACCUGGAGCCGGGCUCGCAGAGACAGUACUCGCUUGAAGACUUCGAGCUGAUCAGGGUUAUCGGACGUGGAUCUUAUGCUAAGGUGCUGAUGGUAGAACUAAAACGCACAAAACGAGUGUACGCGAUGAAAGUGAUCAAGAAAGCGUUGGUGACCGAUGACGAGGACAUCGACUGGGUUCAGACGGAGAAGCACGUGUUCGAGACAGCUUCCAACCACCCCUUCUUAGUGGGGCUCCAUUCCUGCUUCCAGACGCCGAGUCGUCUGUUCUUCGUCAUCGAGUUUGUUAGAGGCGGGGACUUAAUGUUCCACAUGCAGCGCCAGCGCCGCCUGCCGGAGGAGCACGCGCGGUUCUACGCGGCCGAGAUCUCGCUCGCGCUGCACUUCCUGCACGAGCGCGGCGUCAUCUACCGCGACCUCAAGCUCGACAACGUGCUGCUCGACCACGAGGGACACAUCAAACUCACCGACUACGGCAUGUGCAAGGAGGGCGUACGUCCGGGCGACACGACGUCGACGUUCUGCGGCACGCCCAACUACAUCGCGCCGGAGAUCCUGCGCGGCGAGGAGUACGGCUUCUCCGUGGACUGGUGGGCGCUGGGCGUGCUGACGUACGAGAUGUUGGCCGGCCGCUCGCCCUUCGACAUCGCGCAGGCCGCCGACAACCCCGACCAGAACACCGAGGACUACUUGUUCCAGGUGAUCCUAGAGAAGACGAUCCGUAUUCCCCGGUCGCUUUCGGUGAAGGCGGCGUCGGUCCUGAAGGGCUUCCUCAACAAGAACCCUGCGGAGCGACUCGGCUGCGGAGAGAACGGAUUCCUUGAUAUUGUCAACCAUCCCUUCUUCAAGAGCAUCGAAUGGGAAAUGUUGGAGCAGAAGCAGUUCACCGACGAGCCCGUGCAUCUCACGCCUGAUAACGAUACUGUGAUCGCUGACAUCGACCAGUCGGAAUUCGAGGGCUUCGAGUACGUGAACCCGCUCCUCAUGUCCCUGGAGGACUGCGUGUGA